UUUUCGCUAGUGCCGCUCGGGGGAUUUUGAAAAAAAAAAAUGAAGUUGGGAAUAUUCCUGACGUUGGCUGUUCUCCUAAGCUGUACAUCGGCAAACUUACAUCCAAAGAACGCGAAGUCGGAUAAGAAGACAGCCCUCGUGGACAGUUUUCUGGAGAAAAAGGCGGGAAUUGAAAACCCUGCGGACUCGCUCAAACCGAAGGACUGGGUGAAAUACGUGGAGCAGAAGGUUGCCACAAACUUGAAGGCCGACGAAGAAAAGACCGAGAAGAAACAACAUGAGAACGCGCGAAGCAACCCGGUCCUGAGCAAGCUCCUCCGUCCCAGCGGAAGUGACGUCACGGCCGUGAAGCCUGCCGACCUGGAGCGUGUGUCGUCACAGCACUUCCGGCAGCCCGAACAGCAGGUCGAAGGUUACAUCGCAAGGUACGGACGCAGCAGUCACGUGGACAAUGUGAUGAAGAUGCAGGAGGUGAUGCGUCACGUGAGCGAGAUCUCGCGAGAAGACCCGAGAGGCGACGCGGCGGACAUGGUGCCCGACUUCCUCCGGGGACACAACGCGGUGCAGUCUGGGAGCCGACAUGACGCCCACGAAGGACAUGCUCCAAUGGUGGAUCCAGAAGAGGAGAAGGGUCACGAGCACCCUUACCCAGGCGUGCUGACUGGAAAACACAGCGAGUCCCUCCACCACGGUCUGAAGCAAACCCUGCAGGGUGUGGAACACGCUAAGGCUGAGGAGGCCAGCAGGGGCAGCGGGCAUGAGGUCCACAAGCACCAGAAACACCAGGAGAGCGUCCACGGCCGCAACCCGCAUCCGGUCGGCGAAGAACUCGAUAACACCAAGAAGCAAGCGGAGGAGUCUGAGGCAAAAGCUGAUCCUACUCCGGAAACAGCCCCUCAAGAGGAAGGCAAGGAAGAUGCUGGGGCAGCCAAAGCAAGCAGCCUUGUGGAGAAGAUUCGACUGAUGCAAGAAAUGGCCAAGAAAGAAGCCGAGGAGUCUGAGGUAACUGGUCAGGUGUCGUCAAGCAGCACAUUAGAUGAAGGGGAUGCCGAAAACGCAGUUCCUGCUCCUUCACAAGCCGCCGAAGAGAAAGAGACAAACGCUGUGCUGGCACAAGAGGAAAACUCAGAAGAUGCAGGGGCAGCUGCAGCAAACAGCGUUGUAGAGAAGAUUCAAAUGAUGCAAAAGAUGGCGGCGUUGGCAAAGGUUUCCUCUUCCGAAAAUGUCGAUCCUACUUCAGACGCUCAAGCGGAUUUAGAUGAUGCUGGGGCAGCUGCAGCAAGCAGUAUUGUAGAGAAGAUCCAGAUGAUGCAAAGGAUGGCGGCGCUGGCAAAGAUGAUGAAGAAAAUGAAGGAGGGAUCCGAAGAAGAAAAAGAGGAGGCUCUUGAAGAAGCCAAGGAGGUGUUGCCACCUGAAGUUCUGAGCGUCAUUAAGUCCAAGUUAGAUCAAGAACAAGGCGACAUGGACAAAGAUGCCGUGGAAACAGCCGAACGGCCCUCCCCGUCCCCGCUUGUACGAGAAAAGCUCCGACAGUCGGGACGGUUACACCCGGUGAACAAAGAGGACAAAGCUUCCGAUGAAGAAAAGCAGAAAGAGGGAUCAGGAGCCCGCGAAGAGAACCCAGGACAAACCGAAGGAAAAGCACCAGAAAGACCAUCAAUUCAUGAGUCACCAGCUGAGCCUGAUGAUGAUGUCGCAAGACCAGCCGAACAUUCCACCCUGUCCUCCCUUAGAAAGGAGAGUCUUAGAGAGUCGGGACGACUGGUAACAGGAGAUAAAACAACAUCCGACGACGCUAAUCCAACAGAGGAAGACUCCGAAGACCACAAGACGGACGCCAGACAAAGCAAAGAAGCAGGAAAAGGAGGACCCACCAUGGAAGAAUCCCCGAAAAUUAUCCUCCAGUCAAGCUUAAGUGAGAAAGACCAAACUACUGCUGAUGCGAACGAAGAGACUGCUACCAAGAGCGACGGUCCGGCGAAAGCUUUAGGCGCGAUCAUGAAGGCUAUGGCGAUCGCAAAAGCACAGCAAGACACGUCGGCCAGUACAGACGCUGGAGCAGCCGAAGCAAUCAACCUUGAGGAAAAGAUUCGACUGAUGCAAGAGAUGGCCAAGAAACAAACCGAGGAGUCUGAGGUAACUGGUCAGGAGGAGUCGAGCAGCACAUCAGAUGAAGGGGAUACCGAAAACGCAGUUCCUGCUCCUUCAGAAGCCGCCCAAGAGAAAGAGACAAACGCUGUGCUGGCACAGGAGGAAAACACAGAGGCCUCGGAAGGCUUAAAACCUGCAUUGACACCGGAAAGCACUGAGAAGAAACUCCAAGUCAUCCAAGCGAUAAAGCAUGCUACGGAGUUGGCAAAUGGGCGUAAGAAACAACCUGCAAGUAUAGAAGCAGAUGAUACGCCCAAAAACAAUGAGGAAGGAAACCUAGAGAUUGCCAACGACAAUUCUGCUCCAAAAGCUGUCAACGAGGAGGAGCCGACGUCCCAUGACGAGGAAGAAGCUGCGAGAGCUUUGGAGGAAGCGAUAAAGAAGGCAGUAGCAAUAGCUAAGGAGGGGAGGCAAGAAACUCCGGCCAGUGAAGAAGCUAAGACUGCAGAGCCUACUACUGAGUCUAAACAACCGCCCCUGACACCCGAAAACAAAGAGAAGGAACUUCAAGUCAUGACAGCGAUCAGGAACGCGAUGGAGUUCGCAAAAGGGUACGAAGAGAGUUCUGCCAGUAUAGAAGCAGCGGGUCAGGUGGCUAAGGCGCUGGAUACUGCUGACCCGACUGUGAGCGCAGAAAACACGGAGCAGGAAAACAACAAAGAAGCACCAAAACCUGCUCCAAGCCAGGACGGAAAGGUUGAUUCAGAUCAAAACGCCUUCAAUGUUCUGCAACAAGUCAACGAGUUACGAAAGCUUAAGCACAUGGCUAGUGAUGAAGCAAGUAAGAAUGGGUUAGAAGACAGUCAGAAGGAAAACAAUAUUGUGGACGACAUAGGCAGUGUAGACCAGAUUGCCAACAACAAGCCACAGGAUGAGGCAUUGAAGGAUCAAAGUAAGGAAGAGAAGGCAAAGAGGGUCUUAGACACGAUGGCAGAACUCCAAGCAGCUGCUUCAGAGCAGAAGGAGCAAAGUAGUAAAGAGAAGGCAAAGAGGGUCUUGGAUACGGUGGCAGAACUCCAAGCAGCUGCCUCAAACCAGAAGAAGCAGCUGAACUCCGAGGAAGCGAUUGCAAAGACGGAGGAGGAAAAAUUGGAAGACAACAACUUGGAAAGCAGAAGCCAGGCUCAACAGGCAAUCAUGGAAACUAUAGGGAAGAUUCGUCAGGAGGCAGAAGAGAGAGCGCACGAACAAGAAAAGGACGACCCUACUCCAGAAGAAACGCAAGAAUUCCAAGGAAAAGACAUUGGCGAUCUGGAGCCUGAGGUAAACACAGACUCGAGCGGCCCUGUUGCAGGAGAUGCCGAAAACGCCGAAGGAUCUAGAUCUGCCAAAGAGGAACUCACAGAAGAUACUGCGGAAGCUGAAACUAACAGCAUUGUGGAGAAGAUCAAGCUGAUGCAAAGGAUGGCGGCUCUGGCGAAGGUUGUGAAGAAAAUGAAGGAUGGAUCCGAGGAAGAAAAAGAGGAGGCUCUUGAAGAAGCAAAGGAGAUGUUGCCACCUGAAGUUCUAAGCGUCGUCCAGGCCAAAAUAGCCGAAGAAUCGGGUAACCAAGAAAACGGGAAAGACGACAUGGAGGAAGAAACGGCUGGAGAAUCUUCAGAAGCAAAGGUAGAGGAAGAAAUAGACGAAAAUCAGGACACACAAGACGCUGUGAAAGAUACGGAAGAAGAAAGGACCAGAGAGGAGGCUGGAGGAAAUAUAGAAGAGGACGAGGGAAAGGUGCAGUUUAAGAAGGUUGAGUCUGUUGAGGGUCUGAACUUAGCAGUUGCGGAGCCUGAGGAGCAUCUGGGCGGAACUGGGAAAGGCGAGCAAACUAGGAAGGAGUCUGGCGAAGAUCUUAGCAAAGGGCCAGAGGAAUCCUUGGCUGAGAACAAGGAAGAGGAUCAGAACGAAGAAAAUCUCACGGAAGAGUCACAGAUCCUGGGCGACGUGGAUAAGGCACAAUCUGUCAUAAAUCCUCAAGAUCAAGACGAGCGAAAGUUCAAAGACUCCUUGAUGGAAGACGAGGAUGAUCUAUCCUUGAAGACAAGUCAAGAAAGCGCACAACGUGCUGAAGAACACAUCAAGACAGGUCACGACACUGAGGAAGGCACAAACGACGACCAAAACGACCAAGAAGACGAAGACGUCGGCGAGACAAAGGAGGGGGACCCGCUGACCAGACUUGCGAACAUAAAAGCUACACUAGCGCAUCUGCAAGGACUUGAAGAAGAACAGCAAGACGAGAAGUCAGACGAAACAGGAAAAGAGGAGGAGGACAACGUAGCCCCUGCCGAAGAAUUGCUGCCACAGAAGCCGGCUGACAGCACGCCGACCAAGAAUGGAAAGAUAGAAACUAGGACAACUCAAUUUCAAGAGACAGAACUUGACGAAAAGAAAAAUGAGGGAGAAGUCAACGUGAGAGCGUCACAGAAGCCGGCUGACGACAGCAUGACAACCAAGAAUGCAAAGACAGAAGCUAGGAUAACUCAUGAUCAGCUACAAGGACCAGAAAAUGACGACGAAAAGGAAAAUGAGCUCGAGGGAGAAGGCAACGAGGUGGAACAUGUGAGAGUGUCGCUGUCACAGAAAGCUGCAGCCGCGGAGAAGGUUCAGCGUAAAGCUCUCAUUGCUGCCGGCAUCGCGCAGUCACAUCUGAAAGCACACGGCAUCAAGGCACCAAAAUCACAAGAACAACCAGACGAGCAUAAACACCUGAAAGGAGACGCAACCAGCGUCAAGAAGACAUCUUAUUACCUUUCUGAAGAGGGCAAGCUGAGGAGCUCCGAUGAAGCCCACAAGGAAGCUAAGAAACAUAAAAUCCUCAAGAUCAAGAACAACCUUCUUACAGACGGAGUUGCUAAGACAUCCCAAGAAGACCCUGAAGACGUGAACAGUGGAGGUGAUAAGAUAAGGAGCCCAGAAGAAUUAUUCAGUAAGGAGAAGGAAACGGAGCGCAGUGCAGAGAACAAGGGUUUAAAGCCAGCUUCGCCUUUUCUACAGGGAGCUUUUAUGGCACGCAACACAGCCCUACAAGGAAAACCCGACAAAGAACACCCCCAAAGUUCCGACAGGACGUCCAAAAUACCUCCUUACUAUCUCUCCAAGGAAAAGGUAAUGAAGAGCUCGGACGAAUUCCUCGAGGAAGAAGUUUUGAGCGUCGGAAAGGAAGAGAAGUCACCAGUUCGCCCUCUGCCAAAGGAUCUUGCCCGGAAGAACAAGAUUAGUGACAAAGGCACCAAGGGCAAGAUCUCCAAGGAAGUUCUUCUGACCAUGGAAGAUAAGAAGAAAGUAAUAAGUACCGAGAAGAAGCUGACUGGACUCUUGUCCAAUGCUGCUGACGUGAAGAAGGAAAAUAAAACCAAACUUGACAAGGAAACGAAGACAAAGACAGGUCUGAAGAUGUCGGCAAAACCGAAGUCUCUGUUCGGAAAAGCUGUGAAGGCGGGAAAACACCGAAAUCUCGCGAAACUGCGCGAGAUGGCCAUGGCCAUGGCCAAAAAGCGCCGCCUGCCGAGAGGGCGCCGUAAUUAGGUACUGCAGGUUCUAGCAACGA
Messenger RNA from Branchiostoma belcheri (Belcher's lancelet), 5686 nucleotides. RefSeq names its product microtubule-associated protein futsch-like. Bases 40 to 5664 code for a protein of 1874 amino acids. NCBI's taxonomy places the organism in Eukaryota, Metazoa, Chordata, Leptocardii, Amphioxiformes, Branchiostomatidae. The record is from RefSeq and is a predicted model, not a curated record. The transcript has 8 exons.